GGCGUCCAGGCGUUCCCGACCAACGUCACCCUCCAACGAUUCCUGGAGCUGCACAUCGAGAUCACAGGAGAGUUGCCGGACCCGACCAGCGGCCAAACCAUGGAACGUUGCGGCGUUUGUUCCGAGAAGAGCUACUGCAGCCUCUGCGUCCACUGCGAGAAAAAAUGUUGCCCCGAGUGCAAGGACGCUCACAUGGACAUCCUGAGGCGUGAAAUAACGCGCAUCAAUUCCCAGAUUCGGAGGGGGCUGCACAGGUUGCAAGACGCGCUCACCCUGGUGGAGAAAAACACGUUGGGUCUGCAAACAAACUGCGCCUCGGUCACGGAAGAGGUGGACGAGAUUUAUCGGAGGCUGAGCAAGGCUUUGAAAGACCGCACGGAACAUCUGCGUAACGAGGUCGAUCGAUACCUGAGCACCGAGCUCAGAGGCUUGAUUCAACUCAAAGAGAAUCUCGAAUUGGAAAUCGCGAAUAUUCAGAGCAACUGCGAUUUGGCGGAGGCUCACAUCAACGAGAACGUGCCGUGGGACGACUCGGAACUCCUCGAUACGAAAGAACUCUUCUUGCGUACCGUCGAAUUCAUCAGGAACUUCGAGUACGAGGCGGGGGAUUACGGUCGACGGGUGCGUUUCGUGAUGGCGCACGAUCCGAAUCAGCUGGUCCUACACGUAGCCGGUUACGGUGAAUUGAAUAUCAAGCCAGAGGCCGGAAGUGGAGGAUUGCUGGGUAGUUCGAGCAGCCUGGCACCUCCGGGGGGAUCACCGGGCCUGAUGAGAAGCAAAAGCGACCAUCGUUUGGCCUCGCAAUACAGGCAGCAAGAGGAAGAGCGGCUGGCGAGAAAUCGAUACGUCCCCGAAUACGAGUACGACGCGCCGGAGUACGAGGUGCCGAGGAACAAGUCGAGGUACAGAAGUCGAUUCAUGCGGCAUCGGGAUGGCGACGACUCCGACGGCGACUCGAGGUCUACCGUGCGGUUCACGUCCACGACACCCCAGGAAUCCUCGGGGCUCCGUGAACGCGUUCUGGACACGGAGGACGCGGCACGCGGGCCGCUUUCCGGCAUUUUUCGGCUCACCGACUCCCCGCGCGUGAUGAGAAAGCUUCAGGAAUACGAGAGGGCCGGGAAAAGGAAGAAGGAGGAGCCACCGUCCCAUCCUGUUCAACAACCUCAACCGCCCAAGCCUCAGAUAUGCCGUUAUACACGCAGGAGAACUUCGACGGAUACCCACGCCCCCGCAACGAGAAGCGCCUCAUCGGACUCGAGCACGGGCUCGGAGAGCUCGGCAGGGUCCGGAAUACGCAGCACCGGUGCACCAUUCACCGCCGAGGAAAUGAAGCAGAAAUACUUGUCGAGGGCGCCGGCUUCGAGCGCGACAUCCACCGUCUCGUCCCCGCAUAGCGGCACACCCCCCACCCCCAAAGACACCGCCAGCCCCACCUCGCGCUCCUUUCAGAGCCGUUUUUUAGCUACAGGUAAUCGUGCAGCGCCCCCGCCACCUGCCCAGCCCCCGGCGGUGCGGGAGGAGAGCGGCAUAAAGAAGAAGGAAGAAGAGGAGGACGAGGACGAGGAAACUAGCAGCUCAUCGGAGGAGACGGAAUCCGAGACGGAGGAGGAAUCGGAAACCGAUGCCCAUGCAGGCACGGGGACCUCGACGACGGUCUCGAGCGCGGCGCAGGACCGUCAGAGGAACGAUUCCGCCAUGGCGAGGACGGACAUUGGACCCCUGCUGGCUCGAAGCGCGGAGGCCAGACGCGGCAGCAAGGAGGACUCGCCGACCACCAGGUAUUCGUCGCCGAGAGGAAGUCCCGCGCAUUCGGUGACGACGAUCAACCCGACAGCGACGACGACGACGACGACAACGAGCGGCGCGACGACGCCGGCCGGCUACACCAGCAGGACGUUUAGUGACGAACACGAUGAACCGUCAACCGUCGACCGUGUCGAGGAUUACGAAAUCGCGGCUAAGAGCGCGGAUUACGAUAUUCACGGUGCGAUGGUUAAACCGCAGUCGAACAAACGAAACCGCACGGACGAUAGUACGGACACCGACGAAACCAUCACCACCUCAUCCUCCUCCUCCUCCGCGACUACUGUCCGAUUCGAGGGUCUCUUCGAAGGUAGCGGUUACGACGAUGAUAGUUCUCGGCUCGACCAACCCCCGUUAACGGAAGGUCGUUCGGGGAACGACGUGAACUCUUCGUUGCCCGAUCUUCGUUGGAUCGAUCGGGGAAGGUCGUUCGCCCGGCCAGCAGCAGCAGCUGAUAACCACGAGACCGCCGAUUCCACGACGGCCGAUCUCCACCUCGUCGCCGCUGACUCGCCGGAGAGCAGCGUGGAAAGCUGCGACGAGGACGAGUCGAACAGGGACGAGAACAGCAACAUAAGGGAUAGGAGGACGGUUCAUGGCGAGAAGAAAAACGAUUCCAGCGAGGAGGAAUCGAGCGAAUCGAUUGAUCACCGGACGUAUACCGAUGUCGCACCGUCCAAUUCUCAUUUGGAUACGAGUUACGGCGGAUACGAGGAUGCCGGGGUGAAGAGGCGAAGCUCCUCCAUACUGGAGGAGAAGAGUGUCGAGGAGUUGUUCGACGAUAACGGAUGGGUGAUUACCGAUCAGGAUCUGGAGAAGCCGGCUCGAGCGGUCGGCUCGAAGAAAAACGGUUUCGAAGAGCGGGCGAGCUCGAACGAGGAGAAACGCGAGACAGGUUCCGGAGACAGGUUCGAGGAAACGAAUAGUGGAAACGUCGCGUCGCAAAGUUUAUCGAGGAGCGGAGGGGGGAAGUACGGGGGGGAGAGUAGCAUCGGGAAGAACGGUUGGAUGGUGUCCGAUGAAUCGGAGAGCGAGUCGGAGAGGGCCGUUUCGCCGAUGGAAAAUUCAACGAGGCGGAGAAACGAAGUGAGUAUCGAGGAGGACGGGAGAUUGAAUCGCGACGGCUCAUCAUCGACGGCGGAGGAGAGUGGGAAAGGUGGGAUCGGGGCGGAGAACGACUCGUGGACCGGCGACGAGAACGGGUGGGUGAUUCUAAACAAGGUGAACGACUCGUCGAACGGGAAAGAGGGGGAAAGCGUGGAUGAGACGCUGAGCACGAUUCGUUCCCAAACGACCGACCUCGUGGCGAGAACUAACGUGGUUGAGAACGGUGCAUUAGUCGCGAACGCUACCCAAUCUAAAGAGACCGAAAGCAAUUGCAACGAGCACGAGGACACGCCUGGUGUCGAUAUCACUAUACCGAUGCAAAUGGUAACCACCGUUUUCUGUGUGUCCGUACUGUGUUACAGCGUUCUAAUCAAUCUGUUCCUGUUCCUGAACAAGAGCAGAAGCCAGGCGGCGAUGAUGGCCAGCCGGGAGCGCGAAAGAGAACGAGAACGCGAACGAGAACGAGAACGCGAAAGAGAAAGGGAACGGGAGAGAGAACGAGACGUGGACGUGGACGCGGAUUCGCCCCUGUCGACGAGGUCGCGGUACGCCGCGUUGAAGGAAAGAAGGCAACGGCUGGCUCGGUCCAGAAGCUCGCACAAUUUCGGCGGAGAUGACCUCGACCUCGACGAGGAGCCACCCUCUCCGACCACCCAGUCGCCCAACGCCUACUUGGCGGCCAAGUACGGCGCCGGUUCCGAGCUGGCCAGGAGUCGGAGCACUCACGCCUUGAAAUCGAGGGAGCCGAGCCCGGAGCGGGACAGGGUGGGUGCCGAGAAGGAUGGCGCGGCUCUAAGUUCGUGGGCGCGAUACUUGAAGAACAAGUACGGGAAUCGCACGAGCAAAGAUAAAGAGCCUUCGUCCUCCGCCUCGACGAUUCCAUCAUCGAGUGGAAGCACCUCGAGGAGGUUAUCGCUCGGAUUACCUUUGAGGCACGGUGGUCAAACGUCCUUCGAAUCUUCUGACGACGAUCAAAAAAACCCGUCAGGCUCCCCCACGUCCCCUAUACAGGCAGCUCCCGUUAUACCCGCGGCAGCAGGUUCCUCCACUAGCAAUGGGCGGAGGAGUCACUACUUGCUGAAGCGGCGGCAGCUGUUCAAGUUCGGGAUGCGGGGGAGCGAACCCGGAUGCUUUACUUGGCCCAGAGGCCUCGCGGUUGGCCCUGACAACUCCAUCGUAGUGGCCGACAGUUCUAACCAUCGUGUUCAAGUAUUCGACUGCAACGGGAACUUCAUGAAGGAGUUCGGAUCGUACGGCAGCGGCGAGGGUGAAUUCGAUUGCCUCGCCGGGGUAGCGGUGAACAGGAUCGGGCAGUACAUCAUCGCGGAUCGUUACAACCACAGAAUUCAGGUUCUCGAUCCUUCCGGUCGUUUUCUGAGAGCGUUUGGCUCCCAAGGUACCGCGGACGGUCGGUUUAAUUAUCCUUGGGGAAUCACCACGGACGCUCUUGGAUUUAUUUAUGUGUGCGAUAAAGAGAACCAUCGCGUACAGGUAUUUCAAUCGGACGGCACGUUCGUGGGGAAAUUCGGUUCCUGCGGAAGCGGACGUGGCCAAUUGGAACAUCCUCAUUACAUCGCGGUGAGCAACACGAAUCGCGUGAUCGUGAGCGACGGGAACAACCAUCGUAUCCAGAUAUUCGACGUGAACGGUCGUGUGCUGACCUCGUUCGGGUCGGAGGGCUCCGACGAGGGUCAGUUCAAGUUUCCAAGGGGUGUCGCUGUCGAUGACCAGGGUUACAUCGUGGUCGCCGACUCGGGUAACAACAGAAUACAAAUAUUCAGUCCGGAGGGGGCGUUCCUCAAGUCGUUUGGCGGAUGGGGUAGCGGUGACGGUGAAUUCAAGGGUCUGGAGGGUGUUGCCGUCACAUCGGCCGGUAACAUCGUCGUCUGCGAUCGCGAGAAUCAUCGCGUUCAAGUGUUCUGACUUCUCGUUUUUCUCGUUUUCGUUUCUCUGUCUUUUCUGCGAUUCAGAAGGCGUGUCGAGCGAUAAUCGAUGAUGGAGGAUAACCUCGAUCGAGGUUUUCGACGGAUUUUUCCCCUGAAUCGGGAAAAUCGAGCGGAUGGAAACGAGGAGGACGAAAGGCGCGCUUCGAUAAUGAACGGAUGAGAAGACGUCGCGUUAACCGCUUGUUUGCGUUUAGGAAUUAAUAAAUCUGUAGCCUGUUUUUUUUUUUCGCUAAGCUAAUCUUCUUACGGGGAAGCCCUUUGAUAUCAUCGGAGAUCAU
Messenger RNA from Apis florea (little honeybee), 5137 nucleotides. It is a transcript of the gene tn, whose product is annotated as tripartite motif containing protein thin. Gene Ontology annotation, molecular function: protein binding; ubiquitin protein ligase activity; metal ion binding. Gene Ontology annotation, biological process: proteasome-mediated ubiquitin-dependent protein catabolic process; protein polyubiquitination; positive regulation of type I interferon-mediated signaling pathway. NCBI's taxonomy places the organism in Eukaryota, Metazoa, Arthropoda, Insecta, Hymenoptera, Apidae. Gene Ontology annotation, cellular component: nucleoplasm. The record is from RefSeq and is a predicted model, not a curated record.